Molecule: messenger RNA, 1136 nt
Organism: Acipenser ruthenus (sterlet)
Lineage: Eukaryota; Metazoa; Chordata; Actinopteri; Acipenseriformes; Acipenseridae
Product: pre-mRNA-splicing factor syf2
Exons: 7
Coding region: 31-810 (259 amino acids)
Cellular component (GO): catalytic step 2 spliceosome; post-mRNA release spliceosomal complex; Prp19 complex
Source: RefSeq, a predicted model, not a curated record
UACAGACAUUUGUGACGGGUUUGCUUCUUUAUGAACUCCCCGCCCCUUUUAAACGUAAUUUCCUGCAGCUGCCUUGUUACUUCCUGCAAGAUGGCGUCUGGUGUGGAAAUUGCAGUUCCAGACAGCAGCCAUGAAGAAUCUGAAUGCAGCACAGCCUCCCUGAAAAGGGAAGACCGGUUGAGAAAAUUUCGGGAACUGCAUUUUAAAAGGAAUGAAGCUCGCAAACUGAACCACCAGGAAGUCGUCGAAGAAGACAAAAGACUUAAACUGCCGUCAAACUGGGAAGCAAAGAAGGCUCGGCUAGAGUGGGAACUACAAGUAGAUGAGAAGAAGAAGGAAUGCGCAGCAAAAGGAGAAGAUUACAACAGGGUGAAGCUGCUGGAUAUCAGUGCUGAGGAUGCUGAAAGAUGGGAAAGGAAGAAAAAGAAGAGGAAUCCAGACCCAGGAUUUUCAGAUUAUGCUGCUGCGCAGUUACGUCAGUAUCAGAGACUCACUAAACAGAUUAAGCCUGACAUGGAGAAUUAUGAAAAACAGCGCGAGGAGUGUGGAGAGGAAUUCUAUCCUACAUCGAACAGCCUGUUGCAUGGAACUCACGUGCCUUCAAAAGAAGGAGUCGAUAGGAUGGUAGAAGAUGUGGAGAAACAGAUUGAGAAGAGAGCCAAGUACAGCAGACGCAGAGCAUACAAUGAUGAUGCUGAUAUCGACUACAUUAAUGAGAGGAAUGCCAAGUUCAACAAGAAAGCAGAAAGAUUCUAUGGAAAAUACACUGCUGAGAUCAAGCAGAACUUGGAGAGAGGCACUGCAGUUUAACAUCUAUUGUGUACAUUCAGAUCCAUUGCUCUUAAAUAAGACUGCGUAUAGUCUUUUUUUUUUUUUUUUUUCACAAAACAACUUGUAACUUACAUUUUGGUACCAUUAUGUUUUGAUAUGUACCUCUUAGAACAGUGAUUAGGACAAACUAUUUCAUAAUAUCGUAUAAUGGGUAUUGUUUCUAUAAUGAACUUCUGUAUGCACAAAUAGAAAAGUUAUGUGAACAUAGUUUUGUUUUAUUGUAAGGAUGUUGCUUUUAUUUUCAUUUUACUUUGUAUAUUGUAAUUUAAGUUGUAUCUUCAUCAGUAAACCUUUUUCUCAUCUGC